AGGGAACUGCUUGAUGAAUUUACUGAUAGGUGGAACUGUCGUAUGGGGUGAAUGAAAUUUUCGCGAUCGGGUAGGUGCAUCAUCCAAUCUAAAUGUGUCGAUAUCAUCGAUGGUUGUGUCAAGUUCUGAGACCGGCAGGAACCUCAUGACCCUGACGAAUCUAAUUGGAAACUUUCGCGGACGAGAGAUUGACAAGGAAUCCCAGUUGCGUAAUGGAAAUGCUGUUACGAUGCCCUUCCAGCCAACGGUAGACAUGAAUGGUGGAGAUCCUUUGGAUUCGUUAGAUACGCCACGAAACUCUGCGAAAGCAAUACUGAUAUGUCGCCCAAAUUCCCACCCAUUUUCGGAACGUACACUGCUCCUUGAUCAAAGUGUCAAAAUUGGAAGGUCUGUGGCAAAAGCUAGAGCUGCGUCCAAUAAUGCCAUCUUCGACUGCAAAGUUCUCUCUCGGAAUCAUGCCUUGAUGUGGUAUGAGAACGGGAAGUUCUACCUCAAAGAUGUCAAAAGCAGCAAUGGAACUUUUGUGAAUAAUCAACGCCUCAGCAAAGGGUCUGAGGAAUCCGCGCCGCGGGAGAUAUGUUCUGGUGACAUUGUUCAGUUCGGUGUCGAUGUCGUGGAAAAUACGAAGAGAGUAACUCAUGGGUGCAUCAUAGCAACUGUUAAGCUGUUCCUACCUGAUGGAAAAGAAGCAAAAGCAAGUUUGCUUUCAACUGCUGUUGUGUCCGCUUUCACUGGAUCUGUAUCUGUUCAGGAUAUGCAUCAGCUGCACCAUUGCAUUCAGGAGGCUCUUCGCCGGGAGGAACAGCUUCAGAAAAAAUUGGUUUUCCUGGAAAAUCUUCUUUCCCGUACUAGUGCAUCCACGCACCUCAAUUGGAAGGCCUUGAUUGAUGAGGACAGACUGUUGACUCGUGUUGAAGUUCUGGAGAGCCUUCUUCAAGUUUACUCGAAGAACUUCACCGAGGAUAAGCUGCGAGAUGAACUGAAGAAAUGUUAUGAGGAUAAGGAAACUUAUCAGACCACGGCGAAAGAAACUUUGUGUAACGUCUUGCACGAAAAGGCGGAAUUAAUGGCGAAGUUGAAAGAAACUGAGAGAUUGGCCUCUUCACACAGCGAGGACCUCGGUUAUUUCAAAGAUCUUAUCUCGCAACGUGAUCUGGAAAUGGAAGCCUUAACUCAAUCGUAUGAAAAAGAAGUUCAAGCCAAGCUGGAAAUGGAAGCUCGGCUGAAGGAGAUUGAAGGUCAAGACGUUAAUACCAUUGAUAAAUGUGCUGUUGACAUAAACGGUCGAAGUUCUCUGUUGGACGAAGACUUGAAAUCAACAACCACGGAAGAAUCCCCUUCGUGUCAAAGUGAUAGCGUUUACAAAGGAUUGACGUCGUCCUCGCUGACAAAUUCGACGAGCAGUUUGGAUUCGAGUGGAACAAUGAGCGCCUCAGAUCUUUCUGUCAAUGGCUAUAGGGAAACGGAAUCCGUGGGAACUCAAGUUGAUCAAUUUAUUGAUUCGAUCACGGAGUCCAUGGAUUCAGAUCUGAAGGCUGCGUUACGGCAAAACGAAGAAUCCGUGAUGGAGCUGAAAGAGCAUGAGAAUUCAGCUCUGACGAAUCUUCUGAAAGAAGCGAAGGAUGAAGUUGCGAUGCUGAAAGAUAAACCAGUGACUGUAGAGAACGUUACCUCGAUAGACAAGGCACUUCCUGCCUCUGACGAUGCCUUCGCAGAACUCAAAAAGUUAUUGGCGAGAUCUCGCGAAGAAAAAAAAGAGUUGGAGGAAGAAAAGGACGUUUUGAAAGUGCAGUUAACGGAAGAGUUGAUGAAACGGGAGAAGAUGCAAAGCGAUCUUGCUGAUCUUGAAAUGAAAUUCAAAGCUACGGACAUAGACCGUCGUUGUCUUGAAGAAACCGUAAAUGAGAUUCGAAGGGAUUUGAAUCGAGUGACGGAAGCAUUGGAGGAAUCGGAGAAGGAAGCCGAUGAAUUCAAAUUGCGGUAUGAAGCGCAGUCGGAAACAGCGGAACGUCUUCGUCUUGAGCUUACGCGAAGUGUUUCGUUUCCUAUUGCGCAACGUUCGUUCAACGAUGGAGCAGUUCUUGAGCUUCCCGGAAUGCCUGUGCAAUCACUUUGUGCGACGCAAGAUUCCAGUCGAGCAGAGAUCAAAGCAUUUUCUCUAUCCAUGUUCGAAAAUAGUGCGGAUUUGAGUGAUCUUCCCUCUUUUGAAAGUUUGAGUGAUGAGGUGCAAGCGUACAAAGUAAAACUGAUGCGCGCGAAAGAAAGUUUCGUGGAAUAUCAGCGUAUGGCUGUAAACUUGAAACGGGAUAAUGAAGAUUUACGUCGGAAGCUUGAUAAGCUGAAGACCCAGUCCGAAUUCGUCAGCAUGUCGUACAAAGCAGUCGUUGUACUUCUUUGCGGCUUCUUUCUCGGGAUGGCUAUUGAGUCGAUGUAUAACUCUGUUGGAGGGUUUAUCGUCAUCCCCGUUCUCAUGGUGGUGAUCAGCGUGGUGGCUGCCCUGUACCCAACAGUUUCUCUUUUGACUGGAACCUGGGAUUCCGACGGCCCUCAGCAGGGAAACUGACGCGUGCGGUAUGGUUGACCUGUUGUGCAUGGUUGGAGGAGAGCUUUCCUCGUGUGAAGUGGUGCAACCGACGUUCUACGUUGUUCAACGUUAUUUUUGUUCGCAAGAAAAGUUGAAUAUUCCUCAAAUCGCAGAGUUCACGCGGAUGCUCUACGGGUUUGGCACGCGUUUUGCGGUCCCACAGUGCAGUGUUAUGAGAGUAAAAUGGAGUGAACGUAUGAAAUACGUUUGGGUUCUAACAGUUAUCGCGUCCCGAUGGAAAUCAUGCAGAAUCUACUUUUCUCUGCGAGGUUGUUUUUUUUUUUCAUGGGGU
Notodromas monacha is the source of this 2876-nucleotide messenger RNA. NCBI's taxonomy places the organism in Eukaryota, Metazoa, Arthropoda, Ostracoda, Podocopida, Cyprididae. The record is from the annotation of a GenBank genome assembly.